AUGGGUAUGAAUUGUAACAGAGUAGAACACUUUGAAGAAUCCACCAUGAAAAUCCAAACUGAAAUUCCAAUUCAUCAAGUUCGUUUACCACCGCAACGAACUUCACUCAACAAACUCAAACAACGUCUCUCUGAAAUCUUCUUCCCUGAUGAUCCUUUGCACCGUUUCAAAAACCAACCAUCUUUCACCAAGUUUCUUCUCACUCUUCAAUUCUUGUUCCCCAUUUUCCAAUGGGGCUCCAACUAUAAUCUCAAACUCCUCCGCUCCGAUAUCAUCUCCGGCCUCACCAUUGCCAGCCUCUCCAUUCCUCAGGGGAUAAGUUAUGCGAAAUUAGCAAACUUGCCGCCUAUUAUUGGAUUAUAUUCAAGUUUUGUGCCACCAUUGAUAUAUGCUUUACUUGGAAGUUCAAGACAUGUUGGUGUUGGACCAGUUUCAAUUGCAUCAUUGGUUAUGGGAUCAAUGUUGAGUGAAAGUGUUUCUUUCACUAAAGAUCCUACUCUUUAUCUUCAAUUGGCUUUCACUGCAACUUUUGUUGCUGGGUUAUUCCAAGCUUCACUUGGCAUAUUAAGGUUGGGUUUUGUAAUUGAUUUUCUAUCAAAGGCUACAUUGGUUGGUUUCAUGGCUGGUGCUGCUAUCAUUGUUUCAUUACAACAGUUGAAAGGGUUACUUGGAAUUGUGCAUUUUACUAACAAGAUGCAAAUUAUUCCUGUUUUGCUCUCUGUUUACAACCAAAAGAAUGAGUGGUCAUGGCAAACUAUUGUUAUGGGAUUUGGUUUCUUGGCUUUCCUUCUCACAACAAGACACAUUAGUUUGAGGAAACCAAAACUCUUCUGGGCUUCAGCAGCUGCUCCUUUAACAUCAGUUAUUCUGUCAACCAUUUUAGUCUUUCUUCUCAGAAAUAAAACUCAUCAAAUUUCAGUGAUUGGACACUUAACAAAGGGUGUUAAUCCACCAUCAGUAAACCUGUUAUACUUCAAUGGUCCUUACUUGGCUCUUGCUAUCAAAACAGGCAUUGUCACUGGGAUUCUAUCUCUCACUGAAGGAAUUGCGGUAGGUAGAACAUUUGCAGCACUUAAGAAUUACCAAGUGGAUGGAAACAAAGAAAUGAUGGCUAUUGGUAUAAUGAACAUAGCCGGUUCUUGUACUUCAUGCUAUGUCACAACAGGAUCGUUUUCUCGAACGGCUGUUAACUACAAUGCUGGAGCACAGACUGCGGUUUCUAAUAUAAUCAUGGCUUCAGCUGUUCUAGUGACCCUUUUGUUUCUCAUGCCGCUCUUUUACUAUACGCCAAACGUUGUCUUAGCGACCAUCAUCAUCGCUGCGGUGAUUGGUCUGAUAGACUACCAAGCCGCACAUAAACUGUGGAAGGUUGACAAACUUGAUUUCUUGGCCUGCGUGUGCUCCUUUUUCGGUGUUCUCUUCCUUUCUGUGCCUUUAGGCCUCAGUAUCGCGGUUGCGAUAUCGGUCUUUAAGAUCCUACUUCAUGUCUCUAGACCAAACACUUUGGUUUUGGGGAACAUACCAGGAACACAAAUAUUCCAUAACAUAAACCAAUAUAAAGAAGCUUUAAGAGUUCCUUCGUUUCUCAUUUUGGCUGUUGAGUCUCCAAUCUAUUUCGCGAAUUCAACUUACCUUCGCGAGAGGAUACUAAGAUGGGUUCGAGAAGAGGAAGAUCGUGUAAAAGAAAAUAACGGAAAUGCAUUGAAGUGCAUAAUUUUAGACAUGACAGCUGUCACAGCAAUAGACACGAGUGGACUUGAAACUUUAGGUGAACUUAGAAAGAUGCUGGAAAAGAGAUCACUUCAGUUUGUGUUGGUAAAUCCUGUUGGAAACGUGAUGGAAAAAUUGCAUAUGUCGAAGAUUUUGGAUACCUUUGGAUUUAAAGGACUAUAUCUCACAGUAGGAGAAGCUUUGGCUGAUAUUUCGACAUCAGAGAAAGAGAAAGCUGAACCUUGA
Messenger RNA from Vicia faba (fava bean), 1956 nucleotides. The record is from the annotation of a GenBank genome assembly. Lineage: Eukaryota; Viridiplantae; Streptophyta; Magnoliopsida; Fabales; Fabaceae.